Messenger RNA from Limanda limanda (common dab), 1547 nucleotides. It is a transcript of the gene rbm34, whose product is annotated as RNA binding motif protein 34. NCBI's taxonomy places the organism in Eukaryota, Metazoa, Chordata, Actinopteri, Pleuronectiformes, Pleuronectidae. Bases 142 to 1386 code for a protein of 414 amino acids. The transcript has 11 exons. The record is from RefSeq and is a predicted model, not a curated record. Gene Ontology annotation, molecular function: RNA binding.
GCAGAGUGCGGCUGAGGAACAUGUGAACGAUCGUUUCCGCUCAAGUGUGUUUACUGUUCAUUUAUCAUUAAAUUCAACGAGUAGAAGAAGAAGAAAGGAGCGGAAGUAACGGAAGUAACGAAGGAACGAUCUGAAGAAACGAUGAAGAAGAAAGUGAACCGCAGCGCUGAGGCGUCUUCAGAUCCGUCCCCGGACUACGUGGUGGGACAAGUGUCCGGCAGCUUGUUCAAGACGAGUUCUGCAGCGUCCGGCUCGCUGGCGGCUUUGUUCAGCGCCACGACCCCGGCUGCGUCUCGCCUGUUCCAGCCGGCGCCCGAGCCCGUUCAGAAGGCCGCGGAGGAGCAGCAGCAGAAGAAGAAGGAGACUCCAGAGGUCAAAGGUCAGAAGAAGAAGCUGCCAGAGAAGUCAGUGGCCGAACAGAAGCUGGAGAACAGAGAGAGCAGCCUGCAGACGGCAGACGAAGACGAGCGCGGCCGGGGGACGUCCGGGAAGAAGAGGAAGGCUUCAGGGCCGGGGAGAGAGAACGAGACCGAGGUCUGGGUGAUGAAGAGGCAGAGGACGAAGGCCUGCAGAGAGGAGGAGUCAGCGAAGAGAAAGAGGACGGUGUUUGUGGGUAACCUGCCCACCAGCUGCACCAAGAAGACCCUGCGGAGCCUCUUCAGGAACAAAGGAUCCAUCGAGUCCAUCCGCUUUCGCUCUGUGGUCAGGGAGGAUCCCUCCAUGUCCCGGAAAGUCGCAGCCAUCAAACGCAAAAUUCAUCCCAAGAAGCAAAGCGUGAACGCCUACGUGGUGUUUACAGACGAUGACGGCGUCGCCAAGGCGUUGGAAAGUAACGGCACGGAGAUCGAGAAAGACUUCCACAUCCGAGUGGACCGAGUGACUGACAGCUCAUCGCACGAUCACAAGCGUUCGGUUUUCGUGGGGAAUCUCUCGUUCGAAAUAAACGAAAGCGCAUUUCGACAACAUUUUGAGGAGUGUGGCUCGGUGGAGGCAGUGAGACUCGUCCGGGACCAGACCUCCGGGCUGGGGAAAGGAUUCGGAUACGUCCUGUUUGAGAGUCCCGACUCGGUCCAGCUGGCGUUGAAACUGGACGGCUCCAAGCUGGAGGACCGAGCCGUGCGGGUCAAGAGGUCCGUGAAGAAAGAAAAACAAAAGAAUAAACCAAACGCCAGAGGAACCACAGGGAGGCCGGGAAGAGGUCCAGCCAAGGGUCCAGCCAAGGGUCCGGGGCGGGAGAAAGGAGGUUUUAAGUCUCAAAAGAAAUUCACAGGAAACCAGCAAAGUUCAACCAAAAGCUCCGGAUCCUUCAAAGGACAAAUGGUGGAUCCAACUAAAAAGAAAAAACUGAAGAAGAAGGUGAAGCCAAACAAGACUGUUCACAUCUGAGGGAACUUUCUCCUGAGCACACGGAUUCAACUUCUCAAAGAAAACACAAGUUCUGACCUUGUUUUGUUGCACGACUCUUUCUGUUGCUGUUCUUUAUCAAAAGGAUUUUCUUAAACCUUUAAAUCUGUAAAUUGUGAACACAAAUAAAUCCAAAAGUUUCA